AUGUCUUCACGAUCCAAUCGCUCCGGCUUCUCGACCGGAGGCAAGCAAUCCAGCUCGAGCAACGCAGGUCUGCCUUCUUACUACUCGCAGUCACAGCAGGCUAGCCAGGCGCAGAGCAAACCUCGUCUCGGGCCCAAUCGGUGAGUGACGGCAACCUCUAGCUCCGACUGGCCGCACAGCUGACGCGCGAGCACAUCAUCCGUACUGCCCGCAGUUCGACCAAAGCGACGGGCAAGCUGAAGAUUCUGCCGAGUGAACCAGCAGCUCAAGAGACCGCUCGACCUCGUUCCCGGCAAAGCAAUGGAACAGCAGGUGGACAGAAUGGAGAUUCUUCAUCUGAAGAGGAGGGCGAGGAGGAUGAGGACGAGGCGGAUGAGAGGGUGCACAAAUCCCUAGCGCAGAUCCCAGAGGGCAGCAUGAGGCGAGAUGCUAGAAGGUUGACGAGGAGAGCCCGCGCUAGCUUGCCGCGCGUCACCGCUUACAGCACUGCUACGUGAGUAGUCGAUUCCCCUGCUUGAAGAUUUCAAGACUUGCUCUCAACACAUUUUCAUCGUGCCUUGACAGAUCGUACCGCAUGCGAGAUUUGACCCGCUGGCUAGCCGCUCGCCAGACUUCUCACCGUACAAACCCAAUGACUUUCGACGAGUGUGUCUAUACGACCUACACCUACGACGAUCUCGACAACUCGCGCGGCAUCUCUUCACAUCCUCACGGUGUGCGAGAUGGAUAUGGGAGCACGACGACAAAUAGUGGGGCACACGCGGCACCUAAGUCUCCUGCGAAAGCGUUCGGCAGGACGGGCGAUCUUCUCGGCAUACCUGAAUUGGCUGAUGAAGCCGAAGAAAAUCGACAGGGAGAGGCACACGCUACACCGUAUGGAGACGGAACGCAGAGUAAUCCGACCUCUGGCACGUUGGUAGACUCCCAAGGAGCGGACAAGGACGACGAAGUUCAAGAGGAGGAGCGGGAAAGAAAACGAUUCGAAAGGCGACGCAGACGCCAGGAGAGGUUUACGGUCAAGGGGAUGCUACCGGAGGUCUUCUUCAUGGAGUACGGAAGUGAGUUUCGCAUCUCUGCAUUCGUAGCAGACGACAGCGCGCCUUGUGAAAUGCUCAUUUGCGGCUUUCAUCUUCGCAGCUGUCGUCAUUUGGGGCAUGACGCACGCGCAAGAGAAGCGUCUGUUGCGCGAGAUUCGUCGUUUCGAGGUGGAGCGGUUGGCGACGGAAGAUGUAGAGUCUGAAGAUCUCAAUUGGUACCUUGCGGACUACAGUCGGUGAGUCAGCUUGGCAAUACCUUGACGCCAGACCAGCUUGGUGUAGCUCACACACCCUCCGCGCCUCCAAAGCAUCUACAACGAUGUGAUUACGCUUCGUCGCGGAUCGAGCUACAUGACCAAGCUUUCCUUGUCGCAUGCUCUCGCACAGAGUACCAAGAUUAGCUUCUUCGAAGGUGUCAUCGAGAACACCAUUGACACCACAAAGGUGAGCCAGCACGUGGGAGCCUGGACCCUUUGACGUCCACGAACGCCUUGCUAACUCCAAGGAUGUGUAUGUUCUCCUUGCCUUCAUCAGGACAUCCCGCAAAGCAUCGCAGACAGCGGCAAGAUCGGCAUGCCACCUGGGGAGAUCAUGAAGCAGAUCGGUCACGUGAGUGCGAAGCGUCGGGGUCAAGGGGUAUCAUAUACUGACCUUGCGCUUGACCUACUUUACAGCUCUUCAUCUUGCGCAUGAACAUUCACUUGGUCGGAUCUAUCGUCGACUCUCCUGAAAUCUUCUGGGCUCAGCCUGAUCUGGGUAAGUCGGAAGUGUGACAAGAAGGCUACGUCGAUAUUUCGGGUACCUGACCCCCAGUCCUUUCACCGUCAACGCUCGCUUGCCCAGAACCUCUGUAUUCUGCCGCUCGAAGUUACUUGGAGAUUCCGCAGCGCAUAGAUCUCCUCAAUGCUCGCGUGGAGGUCCUUCAGGAUAUGCUGCAGCUACUCAAAGAUCAGGUCACCAGCUCUCAUUCCGAAUGGCUGGAAAUCGUGGUCAUCAUCCUCAUCGUGCUCGAGAUCAUACUCGGCAUCGCGACCAUGUUCGUCGAUCUUUAUUGGAGCUAG
Ceraceosorus bombacis is the source of this 2098-nucleotide messenger RNA. The record is from the annotation of a GenBank genome assembly. Lineage: Eukaryota; Fungi; Basidiomycota; Exobasidiomycetes; Ceraceosorales; Ceraceosoraceae.